GGACUGAUAUCAGCAGUGAAAGCGGUGAUGCCUGAUGUGCAUCACCGUUUCUGCGUCUGGCAUUUAUGGAAAAAUUUCAACAAGAACUGGAAGGACUUACAGCUAAGGGGACUUCUGUGGGAAUGUGCAAGGGCAACAACAUACCAAGAAUUCAGGGAUGGAAUGGAGAAGAUCAAAAGGUUAAACGAGGAUGCCUGGGCAUACUUAGAGAAGUGGCCUAUGGAUGCUUGGACCAGAAGCUUAUUCAGCCACAAGCCGAAAUUGGAUAACAUCUGUAACAACGCCUGCGAAGUGUUCAAUGCUAAGAUCAAGGAUGCACGAGCCAAACCCAUCAUAACAUUGCUGGAGGAGGUAAGGAUGUUUGUUAUGCGAACCAUAGCGAAAAACAAGGUGAAGCUGCAGAAUCACACUGGGAAGCUCACACCUGUUAUAAAGAGCAGGCUGGAAAAGGUGAGGAAAGAAUCCAAGCAUUGGAAGCCUAUUUGGACUGGGGAUAACGGAUACGAAAAAUUUGAGGUGCACGGACAUCCAACCAACCAUGUUGUGGACAUAGGAAAGAGAUUGUGCACAUGCCAAUUUUGGAUGCUAACGGGUAUCCCGUGUGUGCACACUUGUGCUGCCCUGUCUUGUGUGAAUAAACAGCCAAAAGACUUCUGUCACAGAUGGCUGACCAUGGACUCAUACAAGGAAACUUAUAACCACCACAUUAAUCCAAUUCCGGGUCAACCACUGUGGGAAAAAGCAGAUGAUUGUAACAGGCCACAUGCCCCUAAAAUCAAGACAAAACCUGGAAAACUAAAGAUGAAGAGGAGGAUGGAUGCGGACGAGAAGAGUGCUUUUGGAACUAAGAAGCCUAAAGUUGACCCAAAACUCUCAGGCAACACUGCAGAUGGUGUACACCUAAAGAGACAGCUGGGUGCCUUUACAUGCAGUUACUGUGGUGAUAAGGGGCAUACAAAGAGAGGCUGCAAAAAGAAAAGAGAUGCUGAUGCUGCUACUGCUGCUGCUGCAGCAGCAGCCGCUGCCGCUGCCGCUGAGGCAGCUGAGAAGAAGAAAAAUGAUGAAGUUCAUACUGUGCCUGAAAAGCCUGUUCAGCAGCCCCAAGACGUUUCUAGCCAAGCAGAUUUGGGAAGCAAUCCCCAGGAGAUCGAAUUAACUCAGCCUUCUGCUUCUGAGCAAGAGGAUUCUGAAAAGGAUCCUGCACCGAAAAGACCUUCCAAGCUGUCACCACGAAGACGAUCCUCUAAUCAGCCAACCGCACGAACAGUGAAUCCCUUGCAGGGUGCAUCUUCAGCAACAUCUUCAAAGUUUGCCAACUUGAUGCAGUUCAUCCCAACGCCAGGAUUUAGGCCCCCAAGAAAGAAGAAUUGAAUACUUUAGAUAUAUGUACUUAGGAGUUUCUGUUUUGUGUUUUGUGUUUUGUUAUUAGUCUUUUCCAUCGUAUAAUGACUAGAUGGUGAACUGUGAUGCAAAGGCCUUUUUGGUAUGCCUUGGCCUUGCUUUUGAUGAAACUACAGAUAGCAGCAACAUGGUUUCUAGGCUGCCUUUUACAGUCAACUUUUGUUGUUUCUUGAUAGACAAUGGAAUUUAUGUUAAUAUACUAUGCUAUGUGGUUUACCAUUCAAGAAGCAGUUUCUUUAUUUUUUUCAUACACAAUGGAAUUUAAAUUAACAACAA
Molecule: messenger RNA, 1677 nt
Organism: Arachis duranensis
Lineage: Eukaryota; Viridiplantae; Streptophyta; Magnoliopsida; Fabales; Fabaceae
Biological process (GO): DNA transposition
Molecular function (GO): zinc ion binding; DNA binding; transposase activity
Source: RefSeq, a predicted model, not a curated record